This is a messenger RNA of Aureobasidium musti, 3384 nucleotides long. Lineage: Eukaryota; Fungi; Ascomycota; Dothideomycetes; Dothideales; Saccotheciaceae. The record is from the annotation of a GenBank genome assembly.
AUGAGAGUGUUAUGGCUGGCAGCAGCUGCCCUGCUGUCGUCGGCAACAGCAUACAAGACCAAUCAAUACCAAUCCGACUUCUCCAACUCGUUAGCCUCGACGACGCCUUUCUCGAUAUAUGGCGACCGACCAGACGAUUGCCCUCCAUGCUUCAACUGCAACCUUGACAACUUCCAAUGUCACCAAUACGCCAACUGCACAAAGUCAAGUGGCAAAUGUUCCUGCCCCUCAGGCUUUGGUGGUGAGGACUGCUCUCAGCCGCUGUGUGGUUCGCUGGCCGAAGGGCACAACAGAUUGCCGCGCCAGGGCCACGACUGCGAGUGCAACGAAGGUUGGGAGGGUAUAAACUGCAAUGUCUGCAAGACGAACGAUGCUUGUAACGCCAUGAUGCCCGAAGGCGAGGGUGGUGUCUGUUAUCGCGAAGGUCUGGUUGUCAAUGAGAACUACCAAAUCUGCGACAUUACAAACCGCAAGAUCCUCGACCAGCUCAAGGAGAAGAAGCCUCAAGCCACCUUUUCCUGCAACGCCGACCGCAAAGAGUGCAACUUCCAGUGUAUGUCUUCCAUCCCUGCAGUCUGCUACCCACUCGCUAACAUUCCCGACNAAGUCUGGGUCGACCAGGUAGAAUCCUUCUAUUGCGCCCUCGACACGUGUACCUGGUCCUCCAAAGCCGAACCGAACCGCAACUCGACGUCGUACCAUUGCGAAAAUAUCAAGUGUCGUUGUAUUCCAGGACGCAUGCUGUGUGGCGAAGCCGACUCGAUCGACAUUGGAGACUUCCUGGAUGAGGAAAUCAAGGGACCUGCCAGUUUCUCGUCUGUCUCGACUGAAGGCGGUAGCGCUUCGGACGGCAGCAAGUUCCAGGAGCCUGCCAUGAACGACCUUAUCUCGAGCGUCUUUGGAGACGACAGCAUCACCCUCAAGUGUCAUUCUGGAGAGUGUCUGUAUGUCACCGACGUCCCUGGUUAUGAGAGACCCGUCAAGAAGAUCAACACUCNNCCCCUCAUUGCCGGUGUCAUUGCAGGUUGUGCGCUAUUCGUCGUAGCUGUGAUCCUGAUUGUCUGGUUCCUCUCGCGCAGAAAGACAAAGUAUGGCCCUAUCCACCUCUCUGAUGACGAGGACGACUUGAACGCCGCCCUCCUUGCCGACCACAAACCCGCCAGUCUCUAUUUCGAAAACGUCUCGUAUGCCCUCAAGGGCAAGCAGAUUCUCACCGACAUCCAAGGUGCUGUUCAUCCUGGUCAGCUCAUGGCCAUCAUGGGUGCCUCUGGUGCUGGCAAAACCACCUUCUUGGAUAUUCUGGCUAGAAAGAACAAGCGCGGUACUGUCAUUGGCAACUUCCUGAUCAAUGGAGAGAAGAUCCCGGACAACGAGUUCAGAAGUGUCAUCGGCUUUGUUGACCAGGACGAUACCAUGCUGCCUACCUUGACUGUACACGAGACUAUUGUCGACAGUGCCAUGCUUCGUUUGCCCAAAGAGAUGAGCUACGCUUCCAAACUGCAAAAGGUCGAAGACGUGGAAAGGCAGCUCGGCAUCUACCACAUCCGUGAUCAACUCAUCGGUUCCGAAGAAGGCAAUGGACGCGGUAUCUCUGGUGGUGAAAAGCGCAGAGUCGGCAUUGCCUGUGAGCUCGUCACGAGCCCCAGCAUCCUCUUCCUCGACGAGCCUACCAGUGGCCUCGAUGCCUUUAACGCUUUCAAUGUCGUCGAAUGUCUCGUCCACCUCGUCAAAACAUACAACAGAACCGUCGUCUUCACCAUUCAUCAGCCCCGCUCCAACAUUGUUGCACUUUUCGAUCAGCUAGUCCUCCUUGCUAAGGGUAGAACUGUUUACUCUGGACCAUUCGGCAACUGUCAAGCUUACUUUGACAACAUCGGCUACUCCUGUCCUCCUGGCUUCAACAUUGCAGACUAUCUUGUUGACUUGACAAUGCACGCUAGCACCGUUCAUCCCCAGAUUCCCGAAGACAGCUCCAUCUUCCGCCAACCUAUCGGUCGCAGUACUCGUGCAAGCAGCGCGGUCGCUGUCAAGUCCGUCCCAAGUGUCUCUAAUUUCAGCGUCGAGCAAGGAGGCUCCAUUACAUCAGACUCUCCUCUCAGACCCAAGAACAGUCGCACCGCAUCAAUCAAGCAGCAACAGGAUAGAGCACUUUUCACCAGGAAGCAAUCUUCGCGAGAACCCCCUGCAACUGCAAGCACCAUUCGCUCCGACGCCUCCUCUCUGGAAAACAGCUUCGAGAACACUCAGCAAUGGCUCAAGAUGAGAGGAGUACAACAAUCUCACGAUGAUCCCAAUGGUCUUCCUCCAGACGCUGAGGGAGUCACAAACACAGACCUCGACAACCUCGUCCAAGCUUUCGCCGAUUCAGAUGUCGCCGCCUCUAUUCGGGAUGAUAUUCGCAAUGCCAUGUCUGAAGCAGCUCAGUCGAAUGGUCAAGCUAACGGUGCGGCUAAUGGCGGCCCUGCUCAAUCUUCAGUCAAGGGCUAUCGCAAGACUGGUAUUCUCGGUCAAUUCGUUAUUCUGUCCAAGCGUACAUGGCGCAAUCUGUACAGAAAUCCUCUGUUGAUGCUGACCCACUAUGCGAUUGCCAUUCUACUAGCUGUCUUCCUCGGCUUCCUCUUCUAUGGUCUGACUGAUGACCUGAAGGGCUUCCAAAAUCGUCUCGGUUUCUUCUUCUUCCUGCUCGCGCUGUUCGCUUUCAGCACUCUGACCUCUUUGACCGUCUUUGCUCCAGAACGUCUUUUGUUCGUCAGAGAGCGUGCCAAGGGUUACUAUUCUCCCUUGGCCUACUACGCAUCAAAAGUCGUCUUCGAUAUUGUUCCUCUUAGACUCAUCCCUCCUAUCAUCAUGGCCGUCAUUGUCUAUCCUAUGACUGGUCUUCUACCUACAGCUGCUGAAUUCUGGAAAUUCAUGCUGUUCGUUGUUCUCUUCAACCUUGCCGCGGCUACAGUAUGCUUGUGCAUUGGCAUCGUCAUCAAGAACCAGGGUGUCGCAAACCUGGUUGGUGUCCUUGUCAUGUUGUUCAGCUUGCUUUUCGGCGGCUUCUUGCUCAAUCACGAGACCAUCCCCAAGGGUCUUCGUUGGUUGCAAUCAGUAAGUCACCGUCUUCAUGUUGUGUUCUGUAACACUACUGACCCCCUCCCAGNNAUUUCCAUCUUCCACUACGGUUUCGAAGGCCUGAUCGUCAACGAAGUUCGCUACCUUUCGCUCAUCGACCACAAGUAUGGUCUUGACAUUGAGGUACCCGGCUCGGCUAUUCUAAGCUCUUUCGGCUUCAAUGUUCUUGCGCUUUGGAGUGAUGCCAUCGGUCUUGCCGUAUUCUGCGGUGUAUUCUUGGUGUUGGGAUACGUGGCAAUGCAUUUCUUGCUCGUAGAGAGAAGGUAG